Molecule: messenger RNA, 3366 nt
Organism: Magnolia sinica
Lineage: Eukaryota; Viridiplantae; Streptophyta; Magnoliopsida; Magnoliales; Magnoliaceae
Product: glutamate receptor 3.4-like
Exons: 7
Coding region: 185-3094 (969 amino acids)
Biological process (GO): G protein-coupled receptor signaling pathway
Cellular component (GO): plasma membrane
Molecular function (GO): glutamate-gated receptor activity; G protein-coupled receptor activity
Source: RefSeq, a predicted model, not a curated record
AGAAAAAGAAGAGAGAGAGAGAUUACAGUUUGGAGAUGGAAGUGAAUAUGAUUCUUUGCUUGGUUUCAAAGAUUAUGAAUAGACUGUGUGUCUUGAGUCAGAAGACUGAUGAAGAUUUGUUAGCCUUAUAUGGACUGAAGCUGGUUCUUCCCCAAUCAGCUCUUCCAUUUCAUCCUCUUUAUCAAUGGACACAUGUUGGUGUAAUCCGAAGACACAGAUGAAAUUUUCGACACAUCGAUCUUGGGGUCACAAUAUGACAAUUGGCUUUGGCCAUAUUUCUUUGUCGAUGCUGGUUUUGGUAUUGGUUUUAUACUCCUUUGGUCCCACUGAAGCUGCAGGUAGGAACCAAAGUGCCAACGUUCCAUUAAGGCCAAGAGUCAUUAACAUUGGAGCUCUGUUUACUUUCAACUCGAUGAUUGGUAGAGCUGCCAAACCUGGUAUUGCAGCUGCAAUUGAUGACGUGAAUGCUGAUGCGACCGUUCUUUCUGGCACAAAGCUAAAUAUUAUCAUUCAAGACACUAAUUGCAGCGGCUUUGUUGGAACCAUUGAAGCUUUGCAGCUGAUGGAGAAAGAAGUCAUCGCCAUCCUUGGCCCACAGUCCUCCGGUAUAGCACAUGUCAUCUCUCACGUUGUCGAUGAACUUCAGGUCCCACUACUGUCAUUUGCAGCAACUGACCCGACACUUGCUGCACUACAAUACCCGUAUUUCCUUCGCACCACGCAAAGUGACUACUUCCAAAUGAAUGCGGUUGCCGACGUGGUUGAGUUCUAUGGAUGGAGGGAGGUAAUUGCCAUUUUCGUGGACGAUGAUAACGGGAGAAGUGGGAUUACUGCAUUGGGUGACGCCCUCGCAAGGAAACGGUCGAAGAUAUCGUACAAAGCCGCGUUCCCACCUGGAGCGAGUGAAACACUUAUCAAUGACUUGUUGGUCGGAGUAAAUCUGAUGGAGUCUCGGGUUUAUGUUAUUCAUGUAAAUCCCGACACGGGUAUUAACAUUUUCUCCAUUGCAAAAUAUCUUGGCAUGAUGUCCAGCGGGUAUGCAUGGAUAGCAACAGAUUGGCUCACUACCGCUUUGGAUUCGAUCGAACCAGUUGAUCACGAAAAAAUGAAUCUUCUACAAGGGGUCAUCACUCUUCGCCAUCAUACACCUGAUUCCAAUCUCAAAAGGAAGUUUGUAUCUAGGUGGAAUGGUUUAGUUAGGAAAGGGAAUGCUAAGUCGGGCUUGAAUGCUUACGGGCUCUAUGCAUAUGACUCUGUUUGGAUAGUUGCUCAUGCCAUCAAUGAAUUUUUGAAUGAAGGAGGAACCAUUUCCUUUUCAAGAGAUUCAAGGUUGCGGGAUGAGAAUGGAAGUACGCUGCACUUAGCAGUACUCCGUGCAUUUGAUGGAGGCCAGAAAUUACUCCAGAAAGUGUUACAGACGAACUUCACAGGUCUAACUGGCCAAAUUCGGUUCGAUUCUGAAAAAACUCUGGUUCGUCCUGCAUAUGAGAUUCUCAAUAUUGGUGGGACUGGGAUUCGGAGAGUCGGGUAUUGGUCUAAUUAUUCGCAUUUAUCAGUCGUUGCUCCGGAAGUUCUAUAUAAAAAGCCGCCAAACACAUCCACUGCUAGUCAACAGCUUCUCAGUGUCAUCUGGCCUGGUGAAACCCUAACUACACCACGUGGGUGGGUGUUCCCGAACAAUGGGAAGCCACUGAGAAUCGCUGUUCCGAACCGUGCAAUAUACAAGGAAUUUGUGACAAAGGAUAGUGGCCCAGAUGGGGUGAAAGGUUUUUGUGUCGACGUGUUCAAAGCUGCAGUGAGCUUGUUGCAAUAUCCUGUCCCACACCAAUUUAUAUUGUUCGGAGAUGGUAAAGAAAAUCCCAACUACAACGAUCUCGUGAGUAGGGUCGCUGACAAUAAAUAUGAUGCAGCCGUUGGGGACAUAUCCAUCGUCACGAACAGGACAAGGAUUGUGGAUUUUACACAACCUUACAUUGAAUCAGGCCUUGUUGUUGUUGCUACUGUCAAAAAGAUCGACUCAAAUGCAUGGGCUUUCCUGAAGCCCUUCUCCCUAGAAAUGUGGUUGGUCACAUUUGCGUUCUUUCUCUUCGUGGGAGCUGUUGUUUGGAUUCUGGAGCAUCGGAUUAACACUGAGUUCCGUGGACCUCCAAGCCAACAGCUUGUAACGAUUUUCUGGUUUAGCUUCUCAACGAUGUUUUUCGCACACAGAGAGAACACCAUGAGCACCCUCGGACGUGCUGUCCUACUGAUAUGGCUGUUUGUAGUAUUGAUUAUCAAUUCAAGCUACACUGCUAGCUUAACGUCGAUCCUCACAGUGCAGCAGCUUACAUCGCGGGUUGAAGGAAUCGACAGCUUGAUCUCGAGCAACGAGCCUAUUGGGAUUCAAGGCGGGUCGUUUACCAAGAAUUAUCUGAUCGAAGAGCUCAAUGUCGCAGAGUCAAGGAUUGUGACCUUAAAACACCCAGAAGACUACGAAAUUGCUCUUCUGCGUGGACCAAAAGGGGGCGGAGUCGCUGCAAUUGUUGAUGAGCUUCCUUAUAUUGAGCUCUUCUUGUCCAACACCAACUGCAAGUUCAGGGUUGCUGGGCAGGAAUUCACGAAAAGCGGAUGGGGAUUCGCCUUCCAAAGGGAUUCUCCUCUAGCAGUGGACUUGUCGACAGCCAUUCUCACCCUGUCUGAGAGUGGUGAACUCCAAAGGAUGCGUGAUAAAUGGCUUUCCCGCGAGGGGUGUUCCACUCAAAUGACCAAUACAGUUGAUGUGAGCCGCUUGAGCCUCAAGAGCUUCUGGGGCCUCUUCCUCAUAUGUGGCAUCGCAUGUUUCCUUGCACUUCUCGUGUUUUUCAUAAGAUUGUUCCGUCAGUUCAGGCAGAAAAAGAAACAUCCGGAGAACCGCGAGAAAAGCCAUCAUAAGGACGUACAACCCGUUCCACAUCCUGAGGAUGAUGACGGACCCGUUCCACCUCGGGCUCAACCCGUUUAUCCAAUUCUGAUGAGAAUGACUAAAAGUUUCAGGGAGUUCUUUAAUCUCAUGGAUGAGAAAGAACCUGAGGUGGAUGAAAAGAAGAAGGAGAAGGGAAGCACUAGCAGUAAUUAGUUUUGUAAAAAUAUCUUUGGUAGCAGUCCUUGUGAUCAAAGCUCAAGUGCCUGUCCUAGCCCUUUUGCUGAGAGAGAGAGAGAGAGAGAGAGAGAGAGAGGCAGCAAGGAAUGGAGGCAUGCAAUACUUCCUUGUACUACUGAAAGUGAAAUUCCUUAACAGUGUCUGUGUAGUUCUUAGGCAGCAAGGAAUGCAAUGCCCAAAGUGAGAAUCCUCAUAGAAUGUUUGUACCACAUUGUAUUCUUCAAAGAAUAGAAAAUUUCCAUUUAUUA